Pelobates cultripes (western spadefoot toad) is the source of this 8792-nucleotide messenger RNA. The record is from the annotation of a GenBank genome assembly. NCBI's taxonomy places the organism in Eukaryota, Metazoa, Chordata, Amphibia, Anura, Pelobatidae.
GUUAAGAAUACAGUUAUUAGAAAAUCAUCUGUAAAGAAAUGAGAAAGCUCAAGAAGAAGAAUGGUGAGUUUAAAAUAACUAGUUUAUAUUAAGCACAUGCAUUAUAUUUGCUUAUCAGUAAAGAUACAGUCAAAUUGUUUGGAUUCAGAUAAAGUUUGGAUUCAGAUAAAGUUUGGAUUCCAAUAUUGUUGAAUGGGUAAGGCAGUGGCUGAGUGACAGUUAACAGAGGGUUGUAGUCAAUGGAAUAUAUUCGAAGCUUGGACUUGUCACCAGUGGGGUACCUCAGGGAUCUGUACUUGGACCCAUUCUCUUUAAUAUUUUUAUUAGUGAUAUUGCAGAAGGUCUUGAUGGUAAGGUAUGUCUUUUUGCUGAUGAUACUAAGAUAUGUAACAGGGUUGAUGUUCCAGGAGGGAUAAGCCAAAUGGCAAAUGAUUUAGGUAAACUAGAAAAAUGGUCAGAGUUGUGGCAACUGACAUUUAAUGUGGAAAAGUUCAAAAUAAAAGUCAUAACCUCAACAUCUGAGGAAAGGGAUUUAGGAGUAAUUUUUUCAGAUAACUUAAAGGUAGACAGACAAUGUAAUAGAGCAGCAGGAAAUGCUAGCAGAAUGCUUGGUUGUAUAGGGAGAGGUAUCAGCAGUAGAAAGAGGGAAGUGCUCAUGCCAUUGUACAGAACACUGGUGAGACCUCACUUGGAGUAUUGUACACAGUACUGGAGACCGUAUCUUCAGAAGGAUAUUGAUACUUUAGAGAGGGUUCAGAGAAGGGCUACUAAACUGGUUCAUGGAUUGCAGGAUAAAACUUACCAGGAAAGGUUAAAGGAUCUUAACAUGUAUAGCUUGGAGGAAAGACGAGACAGGGGGGAUAUGAUAGAAACAUUUAAAUACAUAAAGGCAAUCAACACAGUAAAAGAGGAGACUAUAUUUAAAAGGAGAAAAACUACCAUCGGCCUGCCUUGUUAUCUUGGGGAAGCAAUUGCCCCACUGACCCCUUCCAGAUCUGCCACUGACCAUAGUCAUUGGGUGACCCUAACAGCAUGGGCCACCCGAUGGACCCCUUAAAAUAAGACCCCGGCAGUUAUACCGCUUGGCCUGGGGCCGCAGCACAUGGCGGUGGGCACCAGGUUGCAGGGGUCCGCAGAGUGGCUGUUCUUCUGUGAUGCAGUUACCCUGACUGAUGUCUUCUGGGCACCUUUAGCCCCGCCCCUGCUGUAAUUUGGUCCCGCCCCAGGGUAACUCCCGUCCCUGCCACAGUGUGUUUUUUGUAAAAAAAUAAUCCCGGGUGGAGGAAUCAUUAUUUUCCACCAAGUAUUAUUAAAAAACAAACACAUUGCCCUUGAUACAGUGUCUGCGUUUGGAGGGGCACAAAGGGGGACACGGCAUGAUGUAGGGGCUAUGUCCCCCUCUGGCCCCCCCUUUAGCUACGCCACUGAGUCUGCCUCAUCUCAAUCAAUUUCUGCUUAGAUUCUCUUUUUUGUCCGUUUCAAAUUGUGACAGGUUAGACAAUCUGCCCCCUUUUUUUGUUCUACUGCAAACCUCUUUUUUCAAUGUUAUCUUUCAAGGUAAGACUGGUUUAUUUGUCUAUCUGGGCAGCUCUUUAAUUGGGUAGCAUUGCACAUAGUGCUUCUAUAGCAAUUAUAUUGAUACCCUCCCACCUCCUGGGAGGGUCUGGGAGGGAGGGUCUGCUGCUGAUUGACUGAAAUGUGUCUGCUGACUGUGAGGUACAGGGUCAAAGUUUACUCAAUGAUGAGUCCACGGCGAACCGUUCGUGGCGAACCGUUCCCGAAUGGCAGUGAUAUUGUGAUUACAUGGCCAGGAUGAACCGGAUUGACUGGGGGGACUGCAUGUGUCGUCAGUAAGGUAAGUAUCUGGGCUCCUGUAGGGCACGAUCAUUAACGUGUACUAUGCCGCCAUUACGGUGUUAAAGCCCUCCUUUUGUAGGGCGGCAUAGUACACCCUAACGGUGUUUAGCAGUUAAACAUGAAUUUGACUGUUUACUUCAUUUUUGGUUAAUAAAUUCAGGUUUUCCUUUCUCCCUGGAAACUAUAUGUCAGUUGUAUUUGAGUCUGGUACGGUGUUACAUUCUCCUCACGUUGCUACAUGAAGGGUUACACUUGAUACCUGUUCAUGUUUUUAUUGUGAUGUCAGUUUUAGUUUUGAACAGAUAGAGUAAAGCUUUGACUAGACUGACUCACUUCCUUUGUGUAUUGAAAAUAUAUAUUUUUUUAAACAACAGGUAUUCUAGUCUCAAGUCCUCCAUGAUCUAUUAAAGAAACACUAUUAAUAGACUGUGUACUCCUAAACCCAUUGUGUUCCCCUACCUAUUUAGGACCUAAGAAUCCCACACCUGAGGGGUUACAAGGUGAGUUUCACUUAUCUUUCUUCCUUACCUGCUGCCCCUCCCUAGUUGAGAUCCUCCAGAUUGAUGAUCUCAGCCAAUCCAGUGCUUUCCAAUACUGACGCAUUGGAAGGCUAGUGCACAUGUACAGCAAAUCGCCACGCUGAGCCAAUCAACUGCUGCUCUAGGAGAAGCAUUGAGAACCGAAUCUGACUCAGUUCUCACAGAGAAACACCCCUAGUGGCUAUUAGGAAGAUAGCCAAUAAAGGUGUGUUCAACACUGCAAUUGAAGCAUGUUGCUUUAACUAUAAAACAGAAAUGUUUUACAUUGCAGGCUUAAAACUGUGAAGAUAAGGUGGUCUGGGUGUCUUUAAUUAUCCUUUAAGAUAAUUUGUCAAUUCUCAUGGAAAUAGAGCAAUUUUUUUAGUUUAAUACCCAAUGGAAAAAUAACCAAGCCCAUCUAGUUGAAACUUUCACAUCUAACAAAACCUUACUGGUCUAUGUUUUGGUGAACUGAUAUUGUCCACUAUUGUCUGUUGUUCUUAACUCCUCCUUUAUUUUUUAUCCCAAAAUCAACUAUGCUACUAGCCAGGCCUUACCAGUUACUUGCCACUGCAAACGUGGAGGGUGCAUAGACAUCCAGUAAUGGGGAAUUUGUAUUAGCCAGGAUUACAUAUUUUCUUGCUAAUGGCGAGUAGAAAUGUUGAGUCCUGCUUAAAGUGUAAGUUGAUUGUAGGUUCCUUAUCCCACAAAAACAUAGCUUUUCUACAUUAAAUCUGUUCUGCCACAUAGUGAGGCCCCUUAAUUUAGCCAAUUCUCUCUGCAGAAAAGUGAUAUCCAGGUCAUACUGUAAUACUUUACCUAGUUUUGUAUCAUCUGUAAAUAUUGACACGAGUUUCAAUACCAAUUUAAACAUAAUUAAAAGAUUAGCAUACCCAAUGCAGAUUCCUGAGGUACUAACCACUUCUCUCUGCACUCUAUCUAUCUAUCUGUCUGUCUGUCUGUCUGUCUGUCUGUCUGUCUGUCUGUGUCCCUUUCCCUCAAACGUCAGUACUUUUUUGCAGCCUGAAAGGUUCUCUUACUUUAUUGCCCUGUAUUUUGCUCUGUACAUUCUUCCAUUAAUUCUUACAAGUUUCCCAGCCUUGCUGAUUGUUUCUUAAAAACAACAUCACAUGAAGAUGAUUAUCUGUGAGUUUAAAUGUUUUCGGAUAAUUAUCACGCAGAACAAAUUGAAAAAUACAUAAAUAAAUCUAUAUGUUAUGCGUGGUUGAAAGAGUAAAAUUACAUUUGAGCAAAGCCCGUGUAAGAAUACUAGGUUUCAUUUAUAUCAGUAUUCGUCACGCUCGGCAGUGGAAACAUUUACAUGUGCAAAAGUUUUGUGCAGGAAGUUGGUUUAUGGUUAGUUCAGAUUCUCUUUUCAGCGGAAUUAAAAAGAAAAAGGCUAGAGGAAUUAAAUGAAAGAAAGAAAGGGAUAAAGAAAUAAUGUAAGGUGAAGAAAGAAUGCUAAGAAUAUUCAUGGCCAGUACCAUACCGGGAGUUUUCCUCAAUGGGCCCCCUCAGCUCAGGCUGAUCAGAAGACCAGGUCAGUGCAGAUAUGGGUUAGUAAGGAAGAUAAGAGAUAACCCUUGACUGGCCCUGAAUUAACAUAUUCAUAGUGUGGGCUUUCGGCAGCGUGAGAGAUCCACGCCCUGUCGCGUCUUAAACAUGCCAACAGGAUGUGAUGUCAAUGCGUCGUCAGUAGAGAGCGUUUAAACAAGCUAACUGUUCUGAAUUACUGCGCAAUGAGAUCACAGAGUGAUUCCAGCCCCCAAUGGACCCAGGAAUGAGGCUCCACUCUAGCCCCGCACUGGCCAAGGUAACAAAAAAAGGCUUUCUAAUCAGUGGACCAUCUUGAAAAAAAACAAGUAACAAGUAAAUUCAUGUGGGUGUAUGAGUGUAUUUUUGGAUGUCUAUGCAAGUGUUUACACUUGUAUAUGUGUAUGUCUGUAUAUGUCUAUGUCUGUGUGUGUGUGUAUAAAUAUACACACACACAUAUUUUUCACUCACCAUUAACCGUAGGUUGGCAUGUGAAACAUUAGGCUUGGCAAGUAGGGCUUCAUACCUUGUUAGUAUACUAUGGUUUGCAGUAGCGAGUAACUUUUAAGGCCUAGCCAGUAGCAUCGGACUACAAAUUUUAAGGCCAUAUAAUAUGCUUUGUGUUUUACCAAUUAUACCCAUGUACUGCGGAAUGCGUUUUCAGAACUAUGACAAAAUUAUAUGUGUGCCUGAAAACAUGGUGAAUAUGGUAACUAUAUAUAUAUAUAUAUAUACAUACACACACACACACAAGAAGGAUACAAUAACCUGAGAACACAAACAUUAUAACGGUGUUGCUGGGGCCAACCAACACAGCAUAAAAAGACCAGCGCACUCACUGACUAAACAGCAAGUUCAAAGCUCACACUGUGCAAGGUUCAAUAGGGCCCUACAUAUGUGUGUAUAUGUAGAAGUCAUGGCAUUAAAUAAAUUUAAAAAGAGUAUAUUUUGAUAUGAUUUUGUCCUUUUAAUACACAUGUAUAAUAUUAUAUGUUGCUCUAGAUUACAUUAAUGUUUGACAAUAUAUUCUGUGCUCUUCUCUCAGUUCAUCGGUGUGAGUCCUGCUGGCAGUUGGCCUUGGUGGCGGUGACAGUUCUGCUGAAAUUAAUGGAAGGUGUUGUGAUCGGUAUAAUCGGUAGGGGCAGAGAUCAUUUUAAAUUACCCAUUAUUAUGAAUAUGUAUGUCAGGGGUCUGGUCGGGAAGGAGUGCUGACCAGUGCAGCAACUUCUAUAGGGUGGAAACCAGAAUGCAAAGAAACCAAUAUACACACAAAACAAGGCAAAAAUAUAUAUUGAUAUUUACUAGAAAGACAGUUAAAUAAAAUAGAAACACAGAUAACUGGAUGUUGAGAAGGGCCUCUGGAUACAGGGAACGCAGGAGAGACCUCUGGAUACAGAGAACGCAGGAGAGACCUCUGGAUGCAGGGAACAAAGGAAAGGCCUCUGCAUACAGAGAAUGCAGGAGAGACCUCUGGAUACAGAGAACGCAGGAGAGACCUCUGGAUGCAGGGAACAAAGGAAAGGCCUCUGCAUACAGAGAAUGCAGGAGAGACCUCUGGAUACAGAGAACGCAGGAGAGACCUCUGGAUGCAGGGAACAAAGGAAAGGCCUCUGCAUACAGAGAAUGCAGGAGAGACCUCUGGAUACAGAGAACGCAGGAGAGACCUCUGGAUACAGGGAACGCAGGAGAGACCUCUGGAUACAGGGAACGCAGGAGAGACCUCUGGAUACAGGGAACGCAGGAGAGACCUCUAGGUACAGGGAACGCAGGAGAGACCUCUGGAUACAGGGAACGCAGGAGAGACCUCUGGAUACAGGGAACGCAGGAGAGACCUCUGGAUACAGGGAACGCAGGAGAGACCUCUGGAUACAGGGAACGCAGGAGAGACCUCUGGAUACAGGGAACACAAGAGAGACCUCUGGGUACAGGGAACGCAGGAGAGACCUCUGGGUACAGGGAACGCAGGAGAGACCUCUGGAUACAGGGAACACAGGAGAGACCUCUGGAUACAUGGAACGCAGGAGAGACUUCUGGAUACAGGGAGAAAGCCAGCUCAGGAACACAAGAUAGGCAGCCAGUUAGCACAGAAAUUAAGGACAUAAGGACCAGACCAACAUUAACAUUAACAUUAAUGAAAUGGCAAACAAGAAGGGUGAGGUUCAAUUUAAUGUUGUGAGAUCAUGGCAAAGUAAGGCCAGCUGGGAACAGAGAGAGAUCUCAGUCUGAGUUCAGCAGCCUGCAAUAGCACAACAGACAGGUAGUGGCACUGUGAUGUACUGCAUCAGACUGAGAAUAAACCGAAUCGUGCCAUUUUAGUUAGGGGAUUUAGCUAGCUGUGGCUGGAUAUAGCAGAAGUAGUAAAAUAUGGUCAAAGCUGUCCAACUUCAUGUUUGGCUCAUUGCAACUCAUUGUUUAGUAUUAAUUACUAAGAUUUGAAAUUCCAUAAAUAUAUUUUUGAAUACACUUUAUAUUAACCUUCUAUUACAUACUUCCCACCACUUUAAAUUGACAAUGUUUUUUCAGUUACAUUAACCAUAUUCAAGUAGGAAUUUCUAUUAUGGUGUUAAAGGAAUUAAAAGGGCAUGCUAAGAACUACAACCAUUAGACCCUGUUGCAUAUAAUGCUGAUAUGCUACUGGUGACAUCUUUCAAUUUUGGGACAAACCAAUUUUAGGAGUCUUGUUAUAUGUGAAGGACCAAGGCUUAGAUGUCCUCUUGAGCCUCCAACUGGACACCAUGGUGGGUUUAGCUCCUGAACAAUUUAGCCUUGGCAAGUGGAUUCCUUGUAAGAGGGCCCACGAUGCAUUAAAGUAGCCAUUACCUUUCCAAGCCUUCAGUACUACUUGGUCAUAAGUUUAGGUUUUCAAAUGUAUGAAUUUAACAGGUGUAGUACCAGUAGAGACAUGAUAACAUAACAUAAAUGGGCUAAUACAUAGAUCUUAUGACACAAAAUCAAAGGCUUGUGGAUUUAAUUUCAAAAAACAGCAUAUCAAGCUCCUCAUUUGCUACUACCUGGUUAAUUAUCCUCUGAGGAAAAAGAAAAACCCACAAUCUGUAAUGAAUCCAACCAGUUAUCUCCGCUGCAAGUGAAUGCAAAUAACCCUUAAACACCGGAACAAUACAAGUGUCUAAUUUGAUGAAAUUUGUAUUGCACAUAUAAUUGUUCUUUCACACCAUGCACUUAGCUUCAAGGCAUAGAACCUUUAAGAUAGCCCACUCCCUAAAGAUUAAAAAAAAAAAAAACACAAGAGCUUGGCUAUUUUCAAAACUUUGUUAGAUAGAGGAUGGCGCAUUUGUAAAAAUUCAUACCUCUUGUCUACCUUAUUUCCAUCUUUAACAGGAAUGAAAUUGAGUUUUUUUCUUGGUUGUCGCAGACAUAAAUAUAUCGUGUUCUCCUGUUUAAAUUAUAGAAAUCAGCAGAUCUCUGUCUGUGUCAUUUGUUUUAGGAUAUGUCCAUAUGGAAUUUUAACUUUAUGGAAGCAAAAUUUUAUAAAAUUGCAAUUUCUUUGGAACCAAGCGCACAACUUUGCUAAUUAUGAUAAUGGACCAAGGUAUGAUUGGUGGGAAAAAUAUGGUUGGAUGCAACCUCAAAAUGUUUCUUUUAUUCAAGAUAAAGUGAGAAGUGUCAAUAAAGGGAAAAAAUAAGGUGCAGUAAAAAAAAAAAAAUCUAUAUAUUUAUAUUAGAUUUAAAGGGACAUUAUAGUCUCCAAAACAACUUUAGCUUAAUGAAGCAGUUUUGGUGUAUAGAUCAUGCCUCUGCAGUCUCACUGCUCAAUUAUCUGCCAUUUAUGAUUUACAUCACUUUUGUUUAUGCAGCCCUAGCCACACCUCAUAAAUCCUACAUGUAAAGUAAGAUUGGAUGUUUAUACUUCUUUUAUUGUCUGUUUAAUUUAGAAUGUCCUAUCUCUUGCACUGUUAAUAGCCUGCUAGAUUUUGCAGGAGCCUCCUGUGUGUGAUUAAAGUUCAAUUUACAGAGCAUGAGAUAAAGACUUCUAAAGUAAGUUAACAUCUUAUUAAAAAUAAUACCUUUUUUUUCAUGAGAGCUGAGUGAGUCACAGCCAGGGGAGGUUUGGCUAGGGCUGCAGUGACACAAAACAAAAGUGAUUUAACUCCUAAAUGGCAGAGAAUUGAGCAGUGAAACUACAGGGGCAUGAUGUAUACUCCAAAACUGCUUCAAUAGGGUGGAGGUGCUUCAGAUGUUCCUUUAAUAAAAAUAUAAUAUAUAAAGAUUUUUUUUAUUUCUCCUCCUUUUUUACCCUUUAUUGGUUACUUCUUUUUAUUUAAUGUGUGAACCGAAUGGUUCAAAAAGUAACCUAUACUAUAUCAUGUGCAUCUUGCAGUACACUCGACCUUUUGGUUCAUCCGAAUUGUUUUACAUGAAAUAAUUGCAUGGAUGAUUUUUUUUUCAAACUAAGACUCUCCAUGGAUGAAUCCGAUUUGGCCAACACAAUUCUUUUUUCUUGGCUGAAUCAAUUUGCCUGAACAAAUGUUUUUUUCACUGGGCUCAAGUCUAGUGAUUAGGCACGAAGGAGAGUUAAAACGCUAAGUUGGGUCUGUGGAUGCUAAUGAGUAAUGCAAAUGUAGAGCAAUUCAGAUUAUGCUAAAAGAGAAGUUGCAAUAUACUAUUUCAAAUAUUGUUUGCUUUAGACUUGUCUAUUCUUUGCUAUCAGGCUGGAAGAGCCAUCAUGACUGCACCGAGGAGCAUUUCUUUAAUCAAACGUCAAAAAGAAAUUUACAUAAUCUUGAACAGGAUCGACAGAACCUGCCCAAUUUACAUAAUAUUGAACAGGAUCCACAGAACCUUCCUAAUUUACAUAAUAUUGAACUGGAUCGACAGAACUUGCGUCAUGCAAUCUCUCAUUUGUGUGUCACAGCACGUAGGUGA